Molecule: messenger RNA, 2521 nt
Organism: Branchiostoma belcheri (Belcher's lancelet)
Lineage: Eukaryota; Metazoa; Chordata; Leptocardii; Amphioxiformes; Branchiostomatidae
Product: WD repeat-containing protein 48-like
Exons: 18
Coding region: 18-2090 (690 amino acids)
Biological process (GO): double-strand break repair via homologous recombination; protein deubiquitination
Molecular function (GO): ubiquitin binding
Source: RefSeq, a predicted model, not a curated record
CACCAGUUCGUGCCAAGAUGGCGGUGCACCACCGGCAGACCAGCGCUUCUGCCAAGAAAAAAGUGCAGGUGUCGUACAUAAUCCGAGAUGAGGUGGAGAAGUACAACAGAUCCGGGGUCAACGCCCUCCAGCUGGACUUCCUACAGAAGAGACUGUUCACCUCAGGCAGGGACUCCAUCAUACGGAUAUGGAACGUCAACAACCUCUCCAGCAAGCAUGACCCGUAUAUCCAGUCCAUGGAACAUCACACAGACUGGGUCAACGACAUUGUACUGUGCUGUAAUGGACGAACUUUGAUCUCAGCUUCUUCAGACACUACAGUGAAGGUGUGGAACGCACAUAAGGGGUUCUGUAUGUCCACACUGAGAACUCACAAGGACUAUGUGAAAGCCCUAGCCUAUGCCCGGGAUAAGGAACAGGUGGCCUCGGCAGGGCUGGACAGACAGAUCUUCCUAUGGGAUGUCAACACUCUUACUGCACUCACUGCCUCCAAUAACACAGUCACAACUUCUUCUCUGACUGGAAACAAAGACUCCAUCUACAGUCUGGCCAUGAACCACUAUGGAACCAUCAUCAUUUCUGGCUCCACAGAGAAGGUGCUAAGAGUGUGGGAUCCUCGAACAUGUGCGAAACUCAUGAAGCUGAAGGGACACACAGACAAUGUCAAGGCCUUACUGGUCAACAGAGAUGGCACUCAGUGUUUAUCGGGCAGUUCAGACGGCACGAUCCGCCUGUGGUCCAUCGGCCAGCAGCGUUGCAUAGCAACCUACCGUGUCCAUGACGAUGGAGUCUGGGCGCUCCAGGCCAACGAGGCGUUCAGCACCUUCUACUCCGGUGGGCGAGACAGACGGGUUUAUCAGGUGGACAUGAGAAACCCGGAGAACAGAUUUCUGCUCUGUGAGGAGAAGGGACCAAUCGUUAAGCUACUCUUGACACAAGACAACUCCCAUAUCUGGGCGGCGACCACCCAGUCUAGUGUGAACUGUUGGCCGAUUUCAAACCAGCCGGCGAGAGUGUCAGGCGAUUACGACAACGAAAACCCUGUUCCUGUUUAUACACAGCCUGAGGGAACAGUUAAAGGUGGCCCCAGCAUUACCCAGUAUUACAUCCUAAAUGACAAGAGACACAUCCUGUCCAGGGACACCAACGGACACGUGGUGCUCUGGGAUGUGCUCAAGGCAUGUAAGGUUGAGGAUCUGGGCAAAGCUGAUCUGGAGGAGGAAAUCAAGGCCAGAUCUAAGAUGGUCUACGUCCCCAACUGGUUCUCAGUCGACCUCAAGACAGGGAUGCUGUGCAUACACCUGGAUGAGUCGGACUGUUUUGCUGCCUGGGUGUCUGCGAAGGAUGUGGGGUUUGGCAGCAACGACGGCUCUGAUCCCAAAUGUAGGUUAGGCAAUGUGAAUUUUGGAGGCCUCCUGCUCCAGGCCCUUUUGGAACACUGGCCCAGAACUCACACUCUGGAAGAGGAGGACCACUCCAACAAUACAGCUGUCUUGAACGGAAAUGCAGACACCACAGACGUGACAGUGCGGGUGGGGGGCAGCGUUACCAAGGGCAACGGGUACUUCAGCGUGCCCGGACACACGCCUGUCAUCUUCAGCGAAGUCGGCGGCAGAACGCUCUUCAGUGGCUGUAAUUCUAGGUUGUUGUGUCGUGACGCCGGAGCUGAGACUGAAGGGAUGCUGCUCAACGAUACUGUACCGGCCUGGGUUAUCGACAUAACUGUAGAUAAAAACAUGCCGAAGUUCCAGAAGAUUCCGUUCUACUUGCAGCCUCAUUCCACAUCAGGAGCCAAGACGCUCAAAAAGGACCGACUAUCAGCCAGUGACAUGCUGCAAGUGAGAAAAGUGAUGGAGCAUGUUUAUGAGAAGGUUCUUGGUGCAGACAACAUUUCACAGAACACAGCGUCUUCUGGAGGGGAGAAACCUGAACAGGAGAAGGAAGAGGACAUUUCUUCACUGGCAGAGGAGAAAAUAGAACUACUGUGUCAGGACCAGGUUCUGGACCCCAACAUGGAUCUCCGUACUGUAAAACACUUUAUCUGGAAAAGUGGAGGGGACCUCACCUUACACUACAGACAGAUCAAAUAGUACAGCACUUCUGAGUCCUGUCUUUAAAGUUAUAUCUAACAGUCUAAGGAGAGAUAACAUGAACAAUAAUUUAUGCUAAGGCUGAAUUUCAGAGCAUGUCAGCAGAACAUACUGCACCUGCGCGAAACCUGUAUUGCAUUGUGAAUAGCACGUUGGCAGAUAUGGUCAUAUUCACGUAUAUAAGAUUUACAUCCAAGCUCUAGUUUCCAAACAUUAUGUCGGAAAAUAUAUCUUCUGCAACAGGCAAAAUUCUGAUCCAAGAAAUCCAACGAAAACCGUGAAAAAUCAGGGUUUUGCGCAGGUGCAGUAAGUUUUGCCGACAUACUGAAUUUAGGGCAUCAGUAACAACGGUCAUGUGAUCAUCAGCCAAUCAGAUUUUACCAAGAACUUUAUGAUUGGUUGGGAUCAUUGACCAAUCAGAAAGAAGCAGU